Hibiscus syriacus is the source of this 957-nucleotide messenger RNA. Its product is annotated as ras-related protein RABA1f-like. Gene Ontology annotation, cellular component: endosome. Lineage: Eukaryota; Viridiplantae; Streptophyta; Magnoliopsida; Malvales; Malvaceae. The record is from RefSeq and is a predicted model, not a curated record. Bases 172 to 825 code for a protein of 217 amino acids. Gene Ontology annotation, molecular function: GTPase activity; GTP binding. The transcript has 2 exons.
CCGAGCCGAUAUUGGCCCCUUCCUCACUCUAACCCACUGUUUUCUUCCUGUCUUUUUGCAAUUUCAAAAUCUAUCUCUCGGACUCCACCGAUCUCUGUCACCAGAUAAAAUUUUCUUCAUAUAUUCUUAAUCUUUUUCCAAAAUCCGAAAGAACCGACCCUGUGACCUGAAAUGGCGGCGUAUAGAACAGACGAUGACUACGAUUAUUUGUUCAAACUAGUAUUGAUCGGAGAUUCGGGUGUUGGGAAAUCGAAUUUGUUGUCGAGAUUUGCGAGAAACGAGUUUAACCUCGAGUCAAAGUCCACAAUAGGAGUAGAAUUUGCAACCCGAAGUAUUCGGGUCGAUGAUAAGGUCAUCAAGGCACAGAUUUGGGACACUGCUGGGCAAGAAAGAUACCGGGCGAUUACAAGUGCAUACUACCGAGGAGCCGUUGGUGCGUUGCUCGUCUAUGACGUCACUCGACACAUCACGUUUGAGAAUGUUGAGAGAUGGUUGAAAGAACUACGGAAUCACACGGAUUCUAAUAUCGUGAUUAUGCUCGUCGGUAACAAGGCAGACCUACGACACCUGCGUGCCGUUUCCAUGGAGGACGCCAAAGCCUUUGCCGAGAAAGAAAAUACGUACUUUAUGGAGACAUCUGCCCUCGAGUCCCUGAACGUAGAGAAUGCGUUCACCGAAGUGCUGACUGAAAUCUACCAUGUCGUAAGUCGAAAAGCACUCGAAGUAGGGGAUGAUCCUGCAGCAUUGCCUAAGGGGCAAACCGUCAACGUCGGAACCAAAGACGAUGUUUCGGCCAUCAAGAAACUCGGCUGCUGUUCGGAUUAAUCGUUAUAUGAUUUCGAGUGUCGAAAAGUUUCCUCAAACUUUCUUUCUCAUUAAGAAAACCUUCCCUCGUUGUGUACUAUUAUCCUUUAAGCUUCCCCAGUUUUAACAGCAUUACCCAAGUUUUAACAGCAA